Messenger RNA from Elgaria multicarinata webbii, 2897 nucleotides. Its product is annotated as zinc finger protein 397-like. NCBI's taxonomy places the organism in Eukaryota, Metazoa, Chordata, Lepidosauria, Squamata, Anguidae. Gene Ontology annotation, molecular function: DNA-binding transcription factor activity, RNA polymerase II-specific; RNA polymerase II cis-regulatory region sequence-specific DNA binding. The transcript is spliced from 4 exons. The record is from RefSeq and is a predicted model, not a curated record. The coding region runs from base 20 to 2002 and encodes 660 amino acids. Gene Ontology annotation, biological process: regulation of transcription by RNA polymerase II.
GAAGAUGAGAAAGGGUUAAAUGGGCAGAGGUCUCUGGGUCCUAGAGCCGCCCAACUUAUUUUGGAAGCAGAUACUUCCUCUUCCUGCAGCCGAUCCGGGGAGCGCAAGAGCUUUUCUGGGUCUGCUGUUCGCCACAAGAACUUUGAAUGUGCAGGACUUAAAGGCUUGUAUUGGAGUCCUCUGGCCAGGGGUCUCCAGCAUUACCACACCCAGGUUUGGAAGGAGACUCGUGAAGCCAGGUCUGAAUAUACAUCUUAGACCCGGGAUAAAGAGAAUGAUGACUACAGUCCUGGGCCUGCAAAAUGAGGUUCGGCUUGAACGAGGCCUUCCGCCUGUGGUCAAAACUGAGGAGCAGGACCCAGAAGACUCUCUGCCAGAGGAGAGCCUGAAGCAUGUAGGAAAACACGCUUUUCUCAUCCAAGCUGGGACAUCUGGGGAACUUCUGAGGUGGGUGGCCUCUCAGCAGUCCAGGAAAGAAAACCAGGAGAUAUCGCAGUGCAGGGAAGUCCGGUGGCAGGAGACAGUGGCUCCAGAAAUUACAUCACCCUCCUCUCCUGCAUGGGGCAGCCUUCAAGUUCCUCAGCUGACUUUAGCUGAUGAUAUUGAGGACUAUCUGUGUACCUUUGAGCGAGUGGCAGAUGCCUGCCAGUGGCCGAGAAAACAAUGGGUGGGCCGGCUUGUACCUGCCCUCAGUGGGGCAGCCCAGAGGGCCUAUAGCACUCUUGACUCUAGGGACAGAGGAGACUACGGGAAGGUCAAGGCAGCCAUCUUGGGCCACUCUGACAUAGCCAGUGAGACCCUGCGGCAGUGCUUUAGACGUUUCUGCUUUCGGGAAGCUGAGGGGCCCCGCCAGGCAUGUGGAAGCUUGCGGGAACUUUGCUGUCGAUGGCUGAAGCCAGAGAUCCGCACCAAGGAGCACAUCUUGGAGCUGCUGAUCCUGGAGCAGUUCCUGAGUAUCCUGCCAGAAGAAAUGCAGACCUGGGUUUGGGAAUGUCAGCCAGAGACUUGUGCCCAGGCUGUGGCCCUGGCGGAGGAGUUUGUUCUGAGACAGCAAGAGUCCGAGCGAUCAGACUUACACGUCACCGUUCGCAUGAAGGUGGAGGAAGUGGCCUUAGAGGAGGAGGCGACAUCGCCUGCUGCAUUGUGGGAUGUUCCUGGCUCCCAGACCCAUCCUGGAUGUCUCUCGCAGGAGUCCGGGGACUGGAGACAUCCCCAAGAACCACAGCAUGAGCUGACUUGUGUUCCCAGGGAAGAUGCUCAGCCCCUGCAGGAGAUGGCAGGUGCCAGGGCUACCAGCCGAACUUCUGAUCGCCCUCUGGAGGAUUCCUCAGAGACACCCAGGAAUCCAUGGGGGAAUACAGGUGAGGCAACUUCCUCUGAGCGGGAGGAAGAUAGGCGACCAGGUGAGCGGGACGACUCCUCAGAAGAUGAGCUUGCUAUUCAAAGCAGGGGACCAAGAAAGGCUCUGACAUUCCUCCCAUCACAGACCAUGGAGGCCAAGGUGGCAUUGCAGGAACCAAAGGACACCGGAAGCCAGGCAAGAACAUUCUUCCGGGGGGAAAAGCCUCACCAGUGCCGAGAGUGUGGGGAGAGUUUCCGAGCAAAGCAAGAGCUCGCCUUGCACAAAGGGAUCCACCGGCGGGAGCGGCCCUUCCCUUGCGCCGUUUGCGGGAAGAGGUUCACCCGGCUGUACCACCUGACCACCCACUUGAGGAUCCACUCGGGCGAGAAGCCGUACCACUGUGCCGAGUGUGGGAAGUGCUACGCAGAUGCCUCCAACUUCUACAAGCACCAGAGGAGCCACUCAGCCCAGAAGCCCUACCAGUGUACGGAGUGCGGGAAAACAUUUGGGGACCCCUCCAGUUUUUAUAAACACCAGAAGAGGCACCAAGGCGACAGACCUUAUGUUUGUGAUGUGUGCGGGGACUGCUUCAGCAAGCAGAAGGAUCUACUAGCUCACCAGAGGAUUCACGAGGGGGGAAGGGGACUCUCUCUGUUUUGACAGGAGGGUUGGGUGGAAACGUGACUCGUAAACGGUCUCCUUGGAGGUGCCACAAGCCGUGCCUGAGAAGUAUCCUGUGGUGGAACGCAGUCUGGCCGACCAGAUCCUGAUUGUGGCAGUGUUGCAGCACUUGCCAGAGGAAAAACGGAGGGCUCCGUAGUGCCACUGUGGAUUCAGUGCAUCUGGGUGUUGAUGUCUUCCAAGCGCUGAUAAAAAUGUGCUUGGGAGGAGUGGGGGAGAGGAUAAGGAGUCUCAACCACUCUGGUGUAGUGGCUAGAGUGUUGGACUGGGAAUCGGGAGAUUCGGGUUCUAGUCCCCACUCGGGCAUGGAAACCCACUGGGUGAGUUUGGGCCAGUCAUAGACUCUCAGCCCAACCUACCUCACAGGGUUGUUGUUGCGAGGAUAAAAAUGGAGAGGAGGAGGGUUAUGUACACCAUCUUGGGUUCCUUAGAGGAAAAAAGGCGGGAUAUAAAUGCAAUAAUAAAUAAAACCACUCGACACACUACAACGACUCUCCAGAAAGAAGCAGAGAUGCACAUGUACAAAUGUACACUGAGCAUAUGAUCCCCUUUGCCUACCUCUCACUUAUUCAGUGCUGGCGCACUGAAAUUGAUGUCAGAUAGCCAUUCCAGGAUUUAUGCCUAUGGCUUCUUUGCCAUUGCCUCUCUGGAGUUACUCCCAAUCACCCACUCGUGCAUUUUAAUGACACGAAAAGCAAAUAUUCUGGGGCAAUGAACAAAGACUAGGAGGUGAAACUAUUAAUGCUGCUGCCCUCGGGUUGUGAUAUUCUGCCUUUGUGAGGAGCAUAAGAAGAUGUGGGUGAUAAAAGAUAAAAACCAGUUUUUCCCUCAGGUCAUUUUUUAAAAAAAAUAAAAAUAAAACAUGUAAGUGAUA